This is a messenger RNA of Micropterus dolomieu (smallmouth bass), 2224 nucleotides long. RefSeq names its product sepiapterin reductase b (gene sprb). Lineage: Eukaryota; Metazoa; Chordata; Actinopteri; Centrarchiformes; Centrarchidae. Gene Ontology annotation, biological process: tetrahydrobiopterin biosynthetic process. Gene Ontology annotation, molecular function: sepiapterin reductase (NADP+) activity. The record is from RefSeq and is a predicted model, not a curated record.
UCUCCAGCUCCAGACUCUUGGUACUGUAGGAGUCCUUCAGGCCCAGCAUGGUCUCCUCUCGCUCCCUUAGCUGGGCAUUGAGCUCUUUCAGCUGGCCUCUCAGGGCCACCAUCUCUCCAGCUCGCUGGGUGACUUCAGCCUGACUUUCCCUCAGCUGCUGCUUCAACAGGGAGAUCUCUCCCGCCUUCUGACACACCUGCCACACGAAGAACGAGUUAGUGGGUUAGUAUUUAAGUGCUAUGGUAAAUUUACUCCUAAUCCCAUUGCAUACAAGUGGGUUGCAUGUACACACAUACUUUCAGACAAAGGCCGCUUCAUGCACACCCUUGUACUCAGCGCUCCACUGCUCAGUCUACCAUGAUGUAACCCUGAUAACAUUUUCCUGAACUAGUCAAGCGCACCACCUCAUGGACUCCUAUCUCACCUCCCACUUGGUCUCCUCCAGACGAGGCAAGAUGUCAGCCUGCUCCUUCCUGUAAUCCAGACACUUUCUCUCCAGCUCCUCUCUCUGGGCCAACAGAGCUGCCAUCUCCUCCUGGAGCCUCCUCUUGUCCUGGGACAGACGGCUUAUCUGGGCCUGCAGGGCAGUCUGGGAGCGCUGAGCACGACGGGUAACCUGCAGACAAAAUCGGUCCUCUAGGUCCUGGAUGAUGUCAUCAGAUGAGGGGGAGGGGCGUAGAGGUGCUGGGGCAUCACUCAGGUGGCUCAGUCUCUGAUAGGACGAGGAGCUCUUUCCUGAGGAGGACCGGCCACUGUCUGAGGCGCUGAGCCCGUUCUGGAGGAAAGAUCCACAUGAUGAUGCGUUAAAGAUGGUUAACAGCAAAGUGCAUGAAGUGGUGGACUAAGUGAGAAUGGAUGAUGGCCUUACCUGGUAGCCAGGCUUUUCCAGCUUGUCCAGGGCUGCAGCUGCCCCAACCAUGCCCAACCUGUUGAUGUGGCUGGUAGAAGCACUGAGAGGCCCCAGGACUGCUGGGGGCCCACAACCAGACCCCGAGCCUGUAUAGGUGGGCAGGCUGGUCAGGGAGUUCCUCCCUGAGUCAGACAUCCCUCCCUGAACCACUUCAUUCCCAUUUCCCCCACCCUCACUUCUGCUGACCCUCACUGGGCUGUCCUGGUCCAGGAGCAGGGCCUCUGGGACCUCUCCUGAUUCCCCUCCUGCUCCGUCCCUCCCUCUCCUGCCUCCUCUGCUCUCACUGAACCCUUCACUCCUUGCCUCAGUCUUGCCCUCGCUCCCAGCCCCUCCUGCCUGGCCCACCAGGUUCUGCAUGGAGUGGAAGCUCUUGGGAACCACUGGCUUGAAGGCAGAGGGACGAACGAGUCCUGAGUUGUUCUGCAUCGCCUACAAAAGAGAUGGAGGAAGGAAGGAAAGACAUGGUGAGGAAAAUGAGCACCAGUGUGCACCCUGCAGGAUGGGAGGGGAACAUCCCAGGCACAAAGCACACAUGCAGAGUAAAUCCAAAAGUCCAUGAGAAAACUUGACAGGAUGCCAGACAUUUGCUCUUUGAACCCCAGGACUCUGGACCGGUGCUUCUGUAUCAUCACAGGAGCCUCCAAGGGAUUUGGACAGGUGGUGGCACACAAAGUGUCCCACUUGCUGAAGCCCGGCUCUGUCCUCCUGCUGGUAGCUCGCUCUAAAACUCUGCUGCAAGACAUGAAGGACAAGCUGCAGAGCUUCACUGAGGAACAGCAGCUGGUGGUUCUCUACAUAGCUGUCAAUCUCAGCACGAGAGAGGGGGUGAAUGAAACAGUCAGGGUGGCAAGGCAGGAAGCUAUAAAUGAAACAGAUCAUGUGCUUCUUAUCAACAAUGCUGCCUCACUGGGUGACAUUUCCCGUGUUGUAAGUUUCACUGAUGCUGAUGAGGUGAACUCCUAUCUGUCCCUCAACAUUAGCUCUGCUCUGGCACUGACUGCAGGAAUCCUGCAGGUAUUUCCAUGCAGACAAGGCAUGCGAUGGAGCAUGGUAAGGCCUUUCCCUCCUGGGGUGCUGUACUGCACUGCCAAAGCAGCCAGAAAGAUGAUGUUCACGGUACUGGCUGAGGAGGACCCAAAUGUCAAAGUCCUCAGCUACUCUACCGGUCCUAUGGAAACAGAGAUGCAGAAGGACAUUCAGAUUGGCGUCAGUAAUGAUCUGUUUCCCUGCCAGGAGUCUGUGGCCAAACUGAUGAAGCUGCUCCUGGACAAUGACUUCUCCUCAGGGGCACUCCUGGACGUCUUCGAAGUGUGA